Messenger RNA from Pomacea canaliculata, 2576 nucleotides. RefSeq names its product carbonic anhydrase-related protein 10-like. The record is from RefSeq and is a predicted model, not a curated record. Gene Ontology annotation, molecular function: carbonate dehydratase activity; zinc ion binding. The transcript has 8 exons. NCBI's taxonomy places the organism in Eukaryota, Metazoa, Mollusca, Gastropoda, Architaenioglossa, Ampullariidae. The coding region runs from base 1681 to 2355 and encodes 224 amino acids.
GCCAGGCGGCGGGUGCACGACGACGGCCCCAGCACCGCGAGCAGACGACGGAGUGCGCGCUGCCGUGGAUGGUGGUGAGAGAUGCCGGGGCAGAUAAAGGGGCGGAACCUUCACACUCGCCGCUGAUGAGCUGAUGUGAGGAGCACAGGUAGUCCACAAGUUGACAACAUUUGUGGGGAGGAACAGAUGUUAGGACAUCAGUGUCUCGCAACAUCUACAUCACAACUGUUCUCUCCUCCCGCGGCUGCGGACUGAUGUUGACAAACACUUGACUGACACACGGACUGUGAUGGUCGUCUGACUGGUGCCAACAUUCUCAGGUAAACCAAUAGAGCUGAGGAGGGAUUAGUCCAAGUGAGUGACAUAAUUCUCACCACAGGGGAUUAUUUACAGAGAACCUAACCGUGAAAAACAUCCGCCGGCCCCUCACUGGACCUUGGCACUCACUGGGAGGACAAAUAAAAUGUUGUGGUGUCUCGAUGUGACAGCCGUGUGAUUGUCGCUCGUGUGAUGAAUAUUUCCCAGCUACCAGCUGUGAGCAAUUGUUUGUGAGCAAGAGCCGCCAGACAUCGAACAUCCAAGAAUUUAGGAGAAACCCACUUUGGCAGUUUGUGAAAGGAGGAAGAGCCGACAGGCCACCGUACAUCACUCGUUCACAUUGUGUUCACUGUUUGUGUGCGGGGAGGAGGCGACCCCCUGGUACCCUGGGUUCAAUGACAUCGUGAAGUGAGGGGCUGAUACAUCGUAUGUAGGGUGGUAGGGGGGUGGAGCACAUCCACCCAGUCGUCAAUGCAGUGACAGCUUCUUCAUCUUCCCACAAUCGUUGGGGCGGCGGUGAUGUUCUCGUCGGGCGGAGGUGAGCUGAUCAAAUGUUGCUGCGCUCCUCUCUUCCAGUGAACAGGGACCGGGGGUGUGCCAGGACUGCCCUCCCCACGGUGUCCCUCGCACCAUCCUCCCCUCACACUUGGCAAACUGGCUUCUUGUAGUUUUUAUUCUUUCCCGAGAAGUCAGCCCGAGGUAUGACAAGCUCACUCGCGACGCGGGGAUAUCAAGAAAAAAAAAAAAGGAAAAAAGAAUAAAGAUCCAGCGAUGUCUUAUUGAAUGUUUCCUGUCAUCAGACAGUUCGGAGCCUGGCGUCCAUACCAGAGCUGCCUCUUCUCCUCAUUCUAGCAACUUCCACUAAAGUGCAGAUUUCGGUUGGGGAAACCGUUGUAAAGCUGUAAGAAAAGUGUAGACGUUGACAUGAAGUGUCGUUGUGUGUUGACUACAGUGGUGAGGGACGGCAGGUGACUGAGCCUGUGACACACCAUCCACACCAUCAGAAUAAAUACUUUCAGCCCAUCAGUUCAUGUCGGAUUUGAGGAGGGUGAUCAAGAAAGCUUAUCGACAGACUUUUUCCCCCGAGGGAGGCACACCCAUGUUUUGCCCGCUGAGCCACGUGCGCGGGUUGUGACGGAGGUUGUCGCCAACCUGCUGAGCGACACUUUAUUGAAGGACAGGUGUGAAGGCAGAGACAAUGGGACUGAGUGAACUGAGCAAAACACAGUACAGCGACUAGUCAGUAGGAGACAGGAGUGAGCGCAGUUCAUUGCUGAACGUUCACUCGCGUGCACAAAGGUCAAAGGCUGCGAAGUGCAUCCACCUCUGGGUAUCGCUACCUACCCGUCUGGAUCGACAAGCAUGUUGCGGGUAGGACCUCGUACCUUUGCGCUGCUGCUGCACAUUGCAACCCUCCAUCCUACAAUGCAAGGUGACUCUAAUUUGUGGUCCAACUGGUGGAGCUACUAUGGUAUAUCCGGACCGGACUACUGGGGCCGAGUGAACCACGAGUGGACUCUGUGCAGCAAGGGUCUGUACCAGUCGCCAGUGGACAUCAGUCCGCGGACUCUGGUCUAUGAUCCCAACCUGCGGCCUGUCAGGCUUGACCAGCACCGCGUAGACGGUCACCUGAUCAACACCGGAAAUGACAUCACCUACCAGGUGGACCCCGACUUUAACCCUCCGUUUCUGAUCUCGGGCGGCCCCCUGUCCUACACGUACCGAGUUCACUACAUCAAGCUGCACUUCGGGCGCGUGGACCAGAUCGGGUCUGAGCACACAGUCAGCGGCAAACCCUUUCCUCUGGAGCUUCAGUUCCUGGCCUUUAACAAGGAUCUGUACAGCAACUACAGUCACGCCUCCAAAUCGCCACACGGUGUCGCUGCAGUCGCUGUAUUCGGAAUGAUCGCAGAGGCGGGCAACAAAGAGUUCAGCAUGUUUAUAGAAGCCUCCUCACAAAUACGAUAUAAAGGACACAACCUGUCGCUGUCAGGCCUGUCCAUCCGGAGCCUCUUCCCAGCACCGCGGACUACAUGACGUAUGAAGGCUCGCUCACGCAGCCCAGCUGUCACGAGACAGUCACGUGGAUCGUCUUCAACAAACCUGUUUACGUCACCAAGCACGAGCUGAGAAUAUUACGCCAGCUCCAUGAAGCCCCAGACGGUAGUCGAACAGAAAUGCUGAUGGAGGACAACUUCCGGCCCACCAUGGCUCUCAACCGAAGAACUAUUCGGACCAACAUAGCGCCUAAAGAACCA